Messenger RNA from Rangifer tarandus platyrhynchus (Svalbard reindeer), 972 nucleotides. The record is from the annotation of a GenBank genome assembly. Lineage: Eukaryota; Metazoa; Chordata; Mammalia; Artiodactyla; Cervidae.
AUGGCCGCCGCGCGCCCGGAACCCCCGAGUCCGAGCUCAGCGGCCCCGGAGCCGCGAUCCCCGGAGCCUCCGGACCUGGUCCUGGUACCUGAUGAUGGCCGCCCAGCCACUCCCCCAAGUGACCUCAUUGAGAUCCAGGUGGUGAAGGUGACGGACACCACGCUGGUCCCCGAGCCCCCGGAGCCAGGUUCUCUGCACUGUGCCUUGUGCCCGGCUGCCUUCCGGCUGGUCUCCGAGCUGCUGUUCCACGAACAUGGUCACCUGGCGGGGGCUGAGGGUGGCGGGCAGGGUGGGGACCCCAGCCGGUGUCAUGUGUGUGGCCACAGCUGCCCUGGCCCCGCCAGCCUCCGUGCCCACUAUAGCCUGCACACGGGUGAGCGGCCCUACCGCUGCGCCCUCUGCCCCCGGGCCUUCAAGGCCCUGGCCCCUCUGCUGCGGCACCAGGACCGACACGGGGUGGAGCCGGGGGCCCCUCGGAGGCCCCCGGAGGCGGCGGCGGCGGCGGCAACUCAAGAGCAGCGGCCCUGGGCGCCCCCGGAGAGGUCGGAGGUGGUGCUGGCGGCGGCAGCAGCGGGCGCGGCGGUGGGGAAGCCCUUCGCCUGCAGGUUCUGUGCCAAGCCGUUCCGCCGCUCCUCAGACAUGCGAGACCACGAGCGGGUGCACACGGGCGAGCGGCCCUACCACUGCGGCGUGUGCGGCAAGGGCUUCACCCAGUCUUCGGUGCUCAGCGGCCACGCGCGCAUCCACACCGGAGAGAGGCCCUUCCGCUGCAGCCUCUGCGACCGCACUUUCAACAACUCCUCCAACUUCCGCAAGCACCAGCGCACCCACAUCCACGGGCCGGGGCCGGGGGACUCUGGGGGCCCGCUGGCACCGGGGGCCGAGGGGCCGGGGAGCGGGUGUGGGGCAGGGAACCCUCUGGGAGAGGGGCGUGGGGAGAUGGCCAAAGUGAAGGUGGAGGUCGACCAGUAG